AUGGAUGUGGUAAAAUUUCUUUCAUUGCCGGUUGAUAUACGUAAAAAUGUUUAUUUUCAGUUAGACUCAAGAUUAACUGAAAUUAGUCCUUCAACUUCUAAUGUUUUAACUCUAAAUGACGAAACGAAGGUCAAAUUAGAAGACUCCAAGAAGAAUUAUGAUAUAAUAAAUGCUCUGAAGUCUAUUUUCAAGCCUUAUUUUACCAUGUUUGAUUAUUUACCUAUGCUAAUGGACGAUUGGUUAGAGUAUGCUAUAUGGUUGAGGUAUGAUUCUAUAAUUUUGGAUUGUCUGAGAAUCAACCAUGCAUAUGAAGGUGAUCUACUAGGAUCCCUAGAUAUGAUUUAUUUGGAUAAUAAAUUUCGAAUGGGAUUCUUCGAUAAAAAUUGCUUGUUACAAGUAUGGUAUACUCCAAAAGAAUAUACUAAAUGGAUUCUUGAUUGUAAUCAAUUGCUUGAUCAGGAUCAGGCAACGAUAAAUAUUAGAUUUAAUUUAGAAUAUUUGAAGUCAAGAGGUGUUAAAAAUUGUAUUCACCAUUUAAAGAAAAAGGAAUUGUUUAACAUUGUUAAUGAAUUAACUCUUUAUCUUGAAGAUGAUGAAAAUUAUGGGGUUCUAAUUGAUCAUAGCAGUAAUAAUGACAACAAGAAAAAGCUCUCAAAUAAGGUAAUAGAUUAUAAGACCAGACUUUCAUCUCCAACUAUAACGAUGAUAUUACAAAAUAUAGAUUUAAUGAAAAAUUUAAAGAAGUUAAGUGUUAAAAAUGAAAGUUUAUUUCAAACUUUAAUAAAUUUGCAUGGGGCAAGAGAUAACCCUGGCAAAAUCAUAAACUCGUUAACUAGAAAGAGGAUAAAUUCGAUCGAAGUUAAAUGGAUCCCUAAUAUUACUUUAAAUAGGAUUGCAGAUUUCAGUAGAUGGGAAAAUUUAAAAGAGAUAAUAUUAGAUCACACUGGAGAUAUAGAUUUAAAUCAAAUUAUAUUACCAUACUAUUGUAAGAAGAUUAUAAUUAAAAAUGCAAACAAGCUAGUAUGGUGGGAAAUAAUGGAUUAUCUAUUCUAUUCUGUUGAAAAAAACAUUAGAAAUUCAAUGUGGAAUUCUGACAAUGUAGUAAAGGCCAAAUUAAAGAUCAAUCCAAAUGUAAAAGUGUCUGUUCUGAACAAACAGGUAAUUGAUAAAGAUACGGUCAAUAGAUUGAAAUUGAUAACUCAAACAAAAUGUAAACUAUUAAAUUACAUAUUUCUCUCGAAUAUUCAACAGGUUAGCGAUAGAUUAAUAAUCGUACCAGAAACAAUGAUUAAUAGUAGAAGGAUAAAAAUUUUCCAAGUUAAAAAUCUUCAAGAAAUUUAUAUUGUUUAG
This is a messenger RNA of Vanderwaltozyma polyspora DSM 70294, 1350 nucleotides long. RefSeq names its product Ctf13p (gene CTF13). The record is from RefSeq and is a predicted model, not a curated record. The transcript has a single exon. NCBI's taxonomy places the organism in Eukaryota, Fungi, Ascomycota, Saccharomycetes, Saccharomycetales, Saccharomycetaceae. The coding region runs from base 1 to 1350 and encodes 449 amino acids.